Molecule: messenger RNA, 2286 nt
Organism: Periophthalmus magnuspinnatus
Lineage: Eukaryota; Metazoa; Chordata; Actinopteri; Gobiiformes; Gobiidae
Product: apoptosis-stimulating of p53 protein 2-like
Exons: 15
Coding region: 1-2286 (761 amino acids)
Biological process (GO): regulation of apoptotic process
Cellular component (GO): nucleus
Molecular function (GO): p53 binding
Source: RefSeq, a predicted model, not a curated record
AUGUUCCUGAGGGUCUUCCAGAGUCCAGACCUGGAGGACUUCAGUGAGGUCCCAGUGAGUCCCGAGGCUUUGGAACUUUGUCAGGAGCCCGGAAAGACCGACUGCCACUAUGGAGGGGGCGGGGCAGAUCACAUGACCCACGCCGGACAGGAGCAGCAUCUGAGGCACGAACAGGAGACGGAUCCAAAAGUCCAAGAAAAAUCCCAAAUCUACGAAACCAAACUCCAGAAGAUCCGAGCUAUGAGGGGCCCAGGGGAGAGCAAAAGAGCUCGAAACACUAAAGCAGAGGAGGUGGAGCAGAUCACGGCUCUGUUCCAGAUGAAGCACAUGGAGCUGCUGGAUGCAGCGGCGUCUGUGCAGAGACUGACCAAUCAGCUGCAGCUGCUCCGGAGAAUGCGAUUUGACGGACAGCUGAAGUCCCGCCUCCAACGAGAGCUACAGAUCCGGACUCUGAACCGUCAGAGGGACUCAGUGCUGACGGAGCAGAGACUGAACCAACUCAGACAGAAGCUCUGGAGCAAGAAGAACAGUCAGAGACACAAGGAGAACCAGGGAGCUCGUGUGGCUGCAGUCGGGCACUACCUCCAGGCUCUAGAGUCCGGACUGAGGCUUCCACCAAGACCAGCUAAACCCGGCCCAGUCAGUGAAGCUCCACAUCCGCUGCCUGCACGGGCCAAUCACAGCGAGCCGAACCUGAAUGAAGCCCCGCCCCCUGUGCCUCUGCGGACCAAUCACGUCCCAGAUCUCCAGCACUGGGACAGACAGUGGGACGCCAACAUGGCCGCCGCGCCUCCUCCUCUGCCUCGAAAGUCCAUUGACACCUCAGAGUUCAGGUCGAGUAUGCUGCCUCUGCCCAAACACCGAGCCCCGCCUUCUGCCGCUGUACGACCUCUGACCCCCGACACCGCCCAGGCCCCACCCCCAGAACAGGCCACGCCCCCUCCGGUCAUCACCACGGCGUCCAUCCUCUCCCUGUACACGUCUGGAGCAAGGGGCAAGUACGAGCUGGGACAAGGCACUCUGCCCCGGAGCAGAGCCAGAGAACACAGAAUAGUCAGACCCACCGGAUCUGCGUCAGAUGCGGAGUUCUGUUCCCACGGUGACCCUGAGCCUGUCUCCACGGUGACAGGGGAGGAGUCAUGUCAGCCACGCCCCCUAAGCCCCACAAAGCUCCUCCCUUUCCUGUCGUGCGGGCUGAGGGCGGGGCUUCUGCACGCGCCACGCCCCCUGAAGAAACGCUCGUCUCUAUGCGAACAGGACGGCGCCCCCCAUCUGCUGCGGCUGCGGUACCAGGGGAGCACCCAGGGGAGCACCCAGGGGAGCACCCAGGGGAGCACACAGGGGAGCACCCAAGAGAGGACUCUGGAGGGGUCUGGAAGAACGUUUGUGGAGAAGACAGCAAAGGACAAAGAGUAUUUUGAAUCAGAAAGUCCCGAUGAGGCCUUGACUCCACCCCCUCUGCCUCCACGAAUCCCCAUCGGUGACUCCGCCCUCAGAUAUUUGCAGGCCCCGCCCCCUCCCCCGGGUGAGUCUGGACAGGCCACGUGGGACCGAACUGAGACUGGUCUGCGGUCACCAUGGCAACCGCCAGAAGUCCUGAGGUCUAUCCUCCGAGUUCCUGGUUCCGACAGGACCAGAGGAGAUCUUCGAGUCCGGUUCAAUCCGCUCUCUCUGCUGCUGGACUCGGCUCUGGAGGGAGAGUUUGACCUGGUCCAGAGAGUCAUCUAUGAGGUCCCAGACCCGAGUGCAGCGAAUGACGAGGGCAUCACCGCACUGCACAACGCCGUCUGCGCCGGACACUCCGACAUCGUCCGCUUCCUCGUCCAGUUUGGGGUCAACGUGAACGCAGCAGACAGCGACGGAUGGACGCCGCUGCACUGCGCCGCCUCCUGUAAUAACACUCCGGUCUGUAAACUCCUGGUGGAGUCUGGAGCUGCCGUCUUCGCCUGGACUCAGAGCGACUCUCAAACUGCAGCUGAAAAGUGUGAGGAGCAGGAGGACGGCUACGCUCAGUGCUCACAGCUCCUCUACGGCGUGCAGGAGAAGAUGGGUGUGAUGAACCGUGGUCAGGUCUUCGCUCUUUGGGACUUUGAGGCAGAAGAACCCGACGAGCUGCAGCUGAGAGAGGGCGACUGUGUUACUGUCCUGAGGAGAGACCGGGACCAGGACCAGAGCAGUGACGCCCUCUGGUGGUGGGUCCAAGGAGCACACGGAGAGGGCUACGUCCCCAGAAACCUGCUCGGGAUCUACCCGAGGAUCAAACCGCGGCAGAGAAGUCUGGCGUAA